Messenger RNA from Blastomyces dermatitidis ER-3, 1803 nucleotides. RefSeq names its product gamma-glutamyltranspeptidase. The transcript has 4 exons. The record is from RefSeq and is a predicted model, not a curated record. The coding region runs from base 1 to 1803 and encodes 600 amino acids. Lineage: Eukaryota; Fungi; Ascomycota; Eurotiomycetes; Onygenales; Ajellomycetaceae.
AUGCCUUUGAGUGCCCGUGAUGUCUUUUCGGCGCCAGAGCCACGGUUCUCGGCCUUCCCGAGUAGACGAAGUGUUGUUCACAGCACGAAAGGGAUGGUGGCUUGCACACAGCCUUUAGCCGCUGCCGCAGGACAAAAGAUCCUGAGAGAUGGAGGGAAUGCGGCGGAUGCUGCUGUGGCGGUUGCUGCGGCACUCAAUAUCACAGAGCCGGCUUCAACCGGUAUUGGCGGUGACAUGUUCUGUUUGUUCUAUAAUGCAAAGACGAAAAAAGUGCAUGCCCUCAAUGGGUCUGGUCGUUCAGCAGGAAAUAUUUCCUUAGAGCUGAUGCGCAAGGAGUUGGGCCUUGCUGCUGGUGAGGACGGCAAAAUUCCCAUGACCAGCGUACAUGCUGUGACUACGCCAGGUGCUGCUGCCGGAUGGAUAGAUACAGUGGAACGCUUUGGAAGUAGGAAAUUGUCAUUGGAACAGAUUUUGAUGCCAGCUAUUGAAUUGGGAGAGGAGGGGUUUCCUGUGUCCGAACUCUCUGCGUCAUUUUGGCACGAAAGCGACAAGCUCAUCCGUGACGCAUCGCCCAACUUUAGAGAGAUGCUGAAGGCUUGCCCGGAUGGAAAGGAUGGAGUGAGAUGCCCACGGGCUGGGGAAAUAUUCAAGAACCCCACGCUUGCCCAAACAUUCCGAACGCUGGCAAAGGAAGGCAAAAAGGGAUUCUAUCAGGGUCGUAUCGGAGAAGCAAUUGUCAAAGUCGUCCAAGAUCUUGGUGGCCACCUCAGCCUGGACGAUCUGAAAUACCACCUUGAAACAGGCAGUCAAGAUGUAGACGCCAUUUCCUUAAAAGUCGACCCAACAAACAUCGGUGGAACCAAGAGUGAUGGCAAGGGCGAAGUGGAAGUCUGGGAGCACCCUCCCAAUGGCCAGGGUAUCGUCGCCUUGAUGGCACUGGGCAUUUUGGAAGAAUUGGCAAAAACCGGCAAGAUCCCCCACUUCACAGCCGAACAGCACAACUCCAGCGUCUACCUGCACGCCGUCAUCGAAAGUCUACGCAUCGCCUUCGCCGACGCAAGCUGGUGGGUGACAGAUCCCGAAAUCGAAAAGGUACCAACCAAAGAGCUAAUCUCCCGCACAUACCUUGCCGAACGCGCAAAGCUCUUUAACCCAGACCGGGCCUCCGACGUCGUCGACCAUGGCAGCCCGGCCCACAACCACUGCGACACGGUCUACUUCGCCGUGACCGACGCGGAGGGCAACGGCAUCUCCUUCAUCAACAGCAACUACGGCGGCUUCGGCACCUGCAUCAUCCCGAAAGGCUGCGGCUUCACGCUGCAGAACCGCGGCGCAAACUUCUCGCUGACGCCCGGGCACCCCAACGUCCUGGCGCCCCGCAAACGCCCCUACCACACCAUCAUCCCGGCCAUGGUCACCAACCCGGCCGAUAACUCCCUGCACACCGUGUACGGGGUGAUGGGCGGCUUCAUGCAGCCGCAGGGCCAUGUGCAGGUGUUGAUGAACAUGCUUGCGUUCGACCAGACACCACAGGCGGCGCUGGAUGCGCCGCGCAUCUGUAUUGGGGCGGGGAUGCCAGAGCGGGGAAAACCGUUGGAGCAGAUGGUGUACCUGGAGGAAGGGAUUGAGGAGUCAGUUGUGGAGGAGUUGAGGAAGCUGGGGCACAAGGUUGAGGUGUUGAAGGGGUUCAAGCGGGGGAUGUUUGGGCGGGGACAGGUUAUUCGGUGCCAUUCUGACGAGUGGAAGAUGGUGUAUAGCGCUGGGAGUGAUAUGAGGGGUGAUGGUGCGGCAGUUCCUGUGUGA